Messenger RNA from Leucoraja erinaceus (little skate), 4404 nucleotides. Its product is annotated as cdc42 effector protein 1-like. Lineage: Eukaryota; Metazoa; Chordata; Chondrichthyes; Rajiformes; Rajidae. The transcript has 2 exons. Bases 761 to 1957 code for a protein of 398 amino acids. The record is from RefSeq and is a predicted model, not a curated record.
CCUGGGUCGGAGAGGCAGCACAGAUUCCUCAACGCACACAAAUCCUCCAGUUUAUUGAAUUCCCUUUCUCUCUCUAUCUGUUAAAAUUUAACUUGGGGAGGGGUUUGCAAGGCCACCAUUGAGUCACGCCUUGUGCAAACACCAAACAUAACCAGGCAGGACAAAGUCUAGUGAAAGACCAUGCCUUGGCACUGAUACACAAGUCUCAACGAACACCGCAAGCUGGAUCCAAAGAGGAGUGCGAGAAAGAUAUUUUAUUCCAAUCGACAAUCGCUAUUUCUUUUCUCCCCCCCCUUGAAAACCGUAACAAACUGCGGGACGAAUACACCACGAAAAAAAUAUGAUGAUCUGUUUCCUCGUUGCUUGAGGCUCCUUCUGGGCUGGAGGGGGUAAAAGCACGAGGUGAAUUUUAUCGCCCUAUCGUACAAAUUUAUUGCACCAUUUGUUGUGCCGGCUGUGAAGGUACAUCUGGGACAGACGUAUUGAGGAGGAAACUGAAUUGGAGUUCAAAAGGCUGGAGUAACUCAGCGGGACAGGCAGCGUCACUGGAGAUAAAGGAACAGGUGACUCUGUGGGUCGAGGCCACUUCUUCAUUGACUUGCUUGCAUAGACAAGGUAUACAAAUAGUGGCUACCUAAAGGGCGCUUCGAGAGUUAUAACGUAUUGUCGAUUUGAGUUCCAGGCUGGUGGGACUGGCGAGGAGUUGAUGAGCUUGGCGUUGUAUGUUGGACGCAGAGUCGGUGGAUAAAGGGGCCGAGCCAUGAGUUUGGGGAAGUUGCCGAUUUUCCGGAACCUGGUGCCGGGCCACCACAAGCGGCGCUUAAAGCCGGACCUGACCACGGACAUGAUCAGUUCGCCGAUGGGGGACUUCCGGCACACCAUGCACGUGGGGCGCGGGGGCGACGUUUUCGGCGACACCUCCUUCCUCAGCGAUCAUGGCGGCGAGGGGGCGCGGGAGGGCGCCAGCUCCAACCGGCUGGUCCGGGCCUUGCGUAACGCACGCCGGGCACCCGCCAGGAACAGCAGCCCCGACGUGGCUCCGCCGCCCCCAGUCUCCCCCAUCAUCAAGAACGCCGUCUCCCUGCCCCACCUGCUCGACACCGACAAUGGCACCGGCGUGCAACGCCUCAACUUCAAGACCGCCAUGUCCAGUCCUGGCAUCAUGGAUGGCUCUUAUGGAUUGGAGUCUGGAUUCUGCACCCUGCCCAGAUGGUCAAGGAUGGAGAAGUCCAAGGAGAGGGAGGCCAAGGUGGAACUGGUCAAGGCCACGGAGGAGAUGGAGGUGAUGGACUUCCAGUUGCCACGCACGGACUCCAUGAUGUCCUUCAGCCUGGACCUGGGCCCUUCGCUGUUGAGUGAGGUUCUGGCUGUGAUGGGGUCUCGGGGUGAGCAGACGCCGGAGAAGGAAUCCCCCAGCGGGCGGGAGAAUGGGAUGCGGUUGGUCAAGUUCCAGCUAGAAGGCCCGCCCGACCAGUUGGACGGCGAGGGUUCGCGACCCACGGUGACCUCGCUCAGCGGGCUCCGGGGACGGUUCCAGCCGGAGGCCUGGAUGGACGCGCCUACGGGCGAGGAGGAGCGCCCGUCACUGGGGCCCGCCGCCGCCAGCGCAGUUUACGGGCGUGCCACCCCUGGGGAACGCCGUGGGGCCUCCCAAACCCGGCGGGACGGCCCCACCCCCGCGGCCGAGCCGUCGCUAGGCCUCGGCGUCCAUCUUGCCUCAUCCGGGGAGCGAGACGCACGUGGGCGCUGGGGGAGCACGCGGGGAAGCGAAGCCGACGGAGACGGGAGCUGGAGGCCGCCCAGGCCCCGCGUACCGGCUGACGGUGAAGAGGCCGCUCUGGGCCACGCCGAGCGCCCGUGGGAUGGCGGGCCCUCUGCGGCCCAGGAAACAGGCUUCAACCCACUGAAGGCCGAAGCCUUCGCCUUCGCGGACGAAGACGAGGAAAUCCGCGUAUAAACCAGCACCGCGCGGACUCCCGAUUCCCCCCGCUGAUCAAAACACAGAUCUCGUCUUACAGGGAGAAAUAUAGAAAAUCAAAACCAAAAUCCCGCAGAUGCUUCCGAGACAAUCCGAGACAAAAACAGAGCAUGCUGGAAAAACCCAGCCAGUCAGUCAGCAUCUGUGGAAAGAGAAACAGUUCAUCAUAAGACCAUACGCCAUAGGAACAGAUCGAGUCCACUCCGCCAUUGAUCUAUUGGGUCCAGAACUCUUCAGCGGAACAGAUUAUUUUUUUCCCCCAAAGGUUAUCUUAAAAGGCAAAGGAUAUUUUGUUUUGUGAGACAAUGCCUUUGUGGACAUUUGAGGUGGAGCCACUUUAAGAUAAUUUCCUUAACAGGACGGCGCGAGAGGGGAGUUCACCCGGUGGUAAGUGCGUUGGACGGGUGCGUGAGGGGGCUUUCGGAUGCCCCAUCUACCCCCCCCCCCCCCAAGCCAACACAGAGUCGUACAGCAUAGAAACAGGCCCUUCGGCCCAACUUGCCCACCCACCCACACCCACCAACAUGCUACACUAGUCCCACCUGCCUGCGUUUGGCCCAUAUCCCUCUAAAACCAUUCCAUAUCCAUGUACCUGUCCAAAUGCUCUUUAAACAUAGUUAUAGUCCCUGCCUCAACUACCUCCUCCGGCAGCUCGUUCCAUACACCCACCACCCUUCAUGUAAAAAGAAAAAGAAAAAAAAGCCUCCCCUCAGUUUCCUCAUCUUCAACCUGUGUCCUCUGGUUCCCGAUUCACCCAACUCUGGGCAAGAGACUCCGUGCAUAAAUUGGAGGAUCUCAUAGCAUCUCAUAUUUCGAUUGGGCAGUUUGCAGCCCAGUGGUAUGAAUAUUGGUUUCUCUAACUUCAAGUAGUCCCGUCAUUCCCUCUCUCUCCAUCCAUCCAUUAGGAGAUUGAGAGGGGAUCUUAUAGAAACUUACAAAAUUCUUAAGGGGUUGGACAGGCUAGAUGUAGGAAGAUUGUUCCCGAUGUUGGGGAAGUCCAGGACAAGGGGUCACAGCUUAAGGAUAAGGGGGAAAUCCUUUAAAACCGAGAUGAGGAGAACUUUUUUCACACAGAGAGUGGUGAAUCUCUGGAACUCUCUGCCACAGAGGGUAGUCGAGGCCACAGUUCAUUGGCUAUAUUUAAGAGGGAGUUAGAUGUGGCCCUUGUGGCCAAGAGGAUCAGAGGGUAUGGAGAGAAGGCCAACUAACAAUGGCCUGUAUCCUUUAUCAUCUGCCCCAUCUGUAUCAUGUUUGCGUAUCAUUCAUCUAUAUAUCUCUCUCUCUACAUCACCGUCUAUAUCUCGUUUCCCUGUCCCCUGGCUCUAAGUAUUCUUCUCCUUGUGUAUGGCCGGCACAGCCUAAAGUUGUAGGACAACUUGUUCUGUUUGAUUGUCCACGCCGGGUUGAUUGCAUUCGCCGAAACAGGGCGGACCACGCAAAGGUUGCAAUCUCCCACCCUGCUCUCAGUCUGAAGAAGGGGCCACAACCCGAAACGUCACCCAUUCCUUCUCUCCAGAGAUGUUGCCUGUCCCGCUGAGUUCCCACAGCGUUUUGUGUCUUAUCUUCGGUCCAUUUACAUUUUGCAUUCCUCUCUUGAUCUUUUGUCUUGUCCUGUCCAGGGGAAUUGGUUCUGGGUGAAGAAAUGGUUCUGUUAUCAUCUCCAUUCACUACCGUUCCAGUGAAGCACGGUGGCACGAGAGCAAGGAGGUGAGGGGAGGCGGUGAAAAGUGAGGGGUUGGCUGGAGGAAGCAGGGAGCAUUGGGCUAGUGGAGGAUCAUGCAAAGUGCAUAGGAAACGGGGCACUGAUUGGGGAUGAUCAGCCAUGAUCACAUUGAAUGGCGGUGCUGGCUCGAAGGGCCGAAUGGCCUACUCCUGCACCUAUCGUCUAUAGUACCUCAUUCCUGCUUUCUCCCCAUAUCCCUUGAUUCCGUUAGCCCUAAGAGCUAAAUCUAACUCUCUCUUGAAAACAUCCAGUGAAUCGGCCUCCACUGCCUUCUGUGGCAGAGAAUUCCACAGAUUCACAACUCUCUGGGUGAAAAAGUUCUUCCUCAUCUCAGUACUAAAUGGCCGACCUCUCAUUCUUAAACCAUGAUCCCUGGUUCUGGACUCCCCCAACAUCAGGAACAUGGGAUACAAGGAACAGCAGAUGCUGGUUUACAGAAAGAAAAAAAACGCACAAUAUGCUGGAGUAACUCGACAGGUGAGGCAGCAUCUCUGGAGAACAUGGAGAGGAGAUGUUUUGGGUCGGGACUCUUCUCCAGACCGAUUGUGAUGGGAAAGGGGUUGGGAGAAGGCAGGAAAAGAGAGACGAGGGCGGGACAAGGUCUAGCAAGUGAUAGGUGGAGGAAGUAAGUGCAGAUGCUGGUUUAAACCGAAGAUCGACACAAAGUGCUGGAGUAACUCGGCGGGACAGGCAGCACCUCUGG